UUAGACCUUGUUUGAACUUUGCACGAUGAAACACGGUGACUGUGCCAAUUUUAUAACACGCCUCUUAAAGUUUAAGUUGCUUUCGAUUUGCACAAGAAGUACAUCCUAAGCUGUAAGGCUUUUCAGCUCACCGAUACGCCCGGCCGAUACGAUACUCGAUAUCCAGUGCAACUUCGGUCGCUAAAUUGCCAAACAUAACAGAAUAUAUCGACGUUGCAGUUGCGUUACGCAAGAUUUGCAUGAAGUGACGAACAGCGACCGCGUCGAUCAGGAGACAUGGAGCCGGAAAUUUGUUGCUAAAGGAUUCCCAAAGAUUCGGUACUGGGCAUAAUAACUCCGUGAAGCAAUAAGGAGUUAUAUUUUACAAGAUUAUUUUUCUUCCCCGGCUCGUCGCCUGCGAUGUAAUAACUCACCAGGAAAAACAGGAGAGCGAAGUUCCUUCAGAAGAUAAUUACUCAUGGAUGAAGAAGGAGACACAGGCCUAACUUUAAAGCCUGUUCAGGUUGUUACAAGCAUCAGAAAUGUUUCUCCUCAUCAGGAUGGCUGUUGGUCUUGGUUGGUGUGUUUUGCUGCUGUUGUCUCAAACGUCGUAAUUUGUGGAUUUACCUUUAGUUAUGGAAUUCUAUUUCCUGCCAUUUUGGACGAGUUUCAACAAGGGAAAGCUAGAUCAGCUUGGGUUGGAUCCAUCGCCAUGAUGGGUAUAGGCAUUUACGGUCCACUGAUCGCUAGGCUCUAUCGUCGUUUUGGUGCUCGAGCUAUCUCAUUUGUUGGAACCAUAAUCUGUGCAGUUAGUCUGGCUGUCACAUCCAAAGUAACAAACCUCUACUUGAUGUAUUUAACAUACGGGUUAUUGUUCGGUUUUGGCUCCGGCGGCAUCUACCUGGUGACUUACAUAGUAGUACCGAGAUACUUCAAGAAAUGGCGCUCUCUUAGUCUGGGUCUCAUAGCCAUGGGGCCCGGUGGAGGGAUGUUUAUCAUGAGCCCAGUUGUGCAUGAGCUGUUCGUAAGAUUUGGUUGGAGAGGAACAUUUUUGGCUAUGGCUGGUAUUGUCUCCGUUACUUGUAUUUCAGCUUUUGUUUAUAAGCCAAUUGAGCCGGACUCUGAUGUGAAAGAGGAGAAUAGUGAUUCAGCAAAGGGUGAUAAAUUCUGGGAUGUUAAGAUCCUCCAGCAAAAAGUGUUUGUUCUCGUAACAAUAGCUGGGUUUGUGUACUACCUUGGCCACUAUACUCCAACUCUUCAUAUGGUUCGUUUUUUGGAAGGCAGAGGAGUCCAAGAGAGUAGAGCUGCGCGUUUGUAUAUCUACAGUGGUCUAACUUCCUUGCUAAUCCGGCCGAUGAUUGGUCGACUGAACGACGUCACUUGGAUCAAUAUGUUCUAUAUCUAUUCAAUAGCCACUGGUGUUGAAUGUGUGGUUGCUUUCUUGCUACCCUUCGCAAUCACAAACUUGAGCCUCGUGAUAUACUUUGUGGUAUUUGGUUUGGCUGAUGGUGCAAUGGGUUGUGGUUUGCCCAUUGCUGUGAUUAACAGUCUUCCAGAGAAAAUGCGACCGUUGGGGAUCGGGGCGUUUAACUGCCUCAGUUGUUUUGCUUCAGCUUGUGGUCCGGCUCUUGGAGGUCUUGUCGCAGAUAUAGAAAGAUCGUAUGUCCCUAUGUUCAACAUGGUUGGUGCUUUGAUAACCGCUGGUACUGCGAUGCUGAUUGCAGUUUCUUGCAUGAAGAAAUCUGAGUCGCUGAGCCCUAUUUCAGGAAGAGAAAUUGCGUAGUGGGAGUUGGAAGCUCUCGUUGUUGUAGAGAAGUGCUCUGUUGUUUGAAUGUCGUUUUCCUUGUUUUUCAUUUUACCGACUGCGGAAACAAAGUGCGAACAAAGUAAAACAAUAAUUUAAUAAAUAAAUGAAUAAUUUAUCAAUCACCUUUUACUUUUGUCAAGACUUGAACAUGCUCCUUCGUAAGAGGAUGUUUGACCUUAUCUUACAAAUCUAACGCUGUCCUGGUUAAACCAAAUCGCACUAUAGACACUCAAUUGUUUUGGGGUUGUUUAGUUUACGUACUUGUUAAGUUUUGUAAAGGUUGUUUCGUUUAAACUAAAAAUAAGUUGUUUCACAUCAA
This is a messenger RNA of Pocillopora damicornis (cauliflower coral), 2105 nucleotides long. RefSeq names its product monocarboxylate transporter 4. Gene Ontology annotation, molecular function: transmembrane transporter activity. The record is from RefSeq and is a predicted model, not a curated record. Lineage: Eukaryota; Metazoa; Cnidaria; Anthozoa; Scleractinia; Pocilloporidae. Gene Ontology annotation, biological process: transmembrane transport.